GGGAGGGCGAGGUGAACUACUUCUCCCAGAGUGCUUCGGGCUCGCCCGGUGACGUCACGCGCCUGCUCUUCAGCGCCCAGGCCCCGGAUAUUGCCUCUUUUUCCUUCUGCCCGAGAUGGCAGGCGAGAAGAAAACCAGGAGGGUCCGGAAGGUCCAUGCCAGCCGCAAUCCGGUGCUGGCCCGAGGGAUCGGGAGAUAUUCCCGGUCAGCCAUGUACGCCCGGAAGGCCAUGUACAAGCGGAAGUACAACGCGCCAGAGACAAAGAUAGAAAAGAAGAAGAAAGAGAAGGUGGCAGCCACUGUUACAAAGACUGUUGGGGGGGAUAAGAACGGAGGCACGCGGGUGGUCAAACUUCGCAAGAUGCCCAGAUACUACCCUACAGAGGACGUUCCCCGUAAGCUCCUGAGCCAUGGCAAAAAGAAUUUUGCCCUCCACAAAAGGAGGCUGCGGAGUUCAAUCACCCCAGGAACGGUGCUGGUCCUUCUCACUGGCCGCCACAGGGGCAAGCGUGUGGUUUUCUUGAAGCAGCUUGGAAGUGGACUGUUGCUUGUAACAGGGCCCUUGGCUAUCAACCGUGUCCCUCUGCGCAGAGCUCACCAAAAGUUUGUCAUUGCCACUUCGACGAAGGUUGAUAUCUCUGGGGUCAAAGUUCCAAAGCACCUCAGUGACGUUUAUUUCAAGAAGAAGAAGCUGCGUAAGCCCAAACAUCAAGAGGGCGAAAUUUUUGACACUGAAAAAGUGAAAUACGAGAUUGCAGAUCAGCGUAAGGCAGACCAGAAGACGGUGGACUCUCAGCUUCUGCCAAUCAUCAAGAAGGUCCCUCAGCUCCGAGGCUACCUGCGCUCAACCUUUUCACUUUCCAAUGGAGUUUAUCCUCACAAAUUGGUCUUCUAAAUAGUCUGAAAAUAUUACAGUAAAAUUUUUUGGGGGAAAAAUUA
Molecule: messenger RNA, 939 nt
Organism: Crotalus tigris (Tiger rattlesnake)
Lineage: Eukaryota; Metazoa; Chordata; Lepidosauria; Squamata; Viperidae
Gene: RPL6
Product: ribosomal protein L6
Exons: 7
Coding region: 116-895 (259 amino acids)
Biological process (GO): translation
Cellular component (GO): ribosome
Molecular function (GO): structural constituent of ribosome
Source: RefSeq, a predicted model, not a curated record